AUGUGGAAGAAGUCAAAGGUGACGGAUCAAACUGCCGCUGGGCAGACGGGCAUCAAGAAGAAGUCGAAGGUGCCUGGUGUCAUGAUAACGCAGUUUCUGGAGGAACUUCCGGAGGAUAUGACAACUCCAGAUUUCACCCGCAAACCCAUUGCUCUGACUAUUCAAGAGGGUAAAUAUGCCGUCUUUAAAGCCAUAGUAGUGGGCACCCCGACGCCAAUUGUAACGUGGGGCAAAGCAAAAGGAGAAAUACAUUUUCACCCCGACCUGUGCCUGCAAAAGUACGACGAGGCGUCUCACGAACACACCAUCGAGUUUCCCAAGGUCGCCCCAGAGGACGCUGACACCUACAAGUGUUUUGCCUCAAAUGAAUAUGGAAAGGCUGUUUGCACCGUUGUCUUGAAUGUUAUUCAGGUUGGAUUCUCUAAGAGCAAGGAACUUCAAAAGAAACCGGGUGAAGAUACAAAGGACCUCAGAAAAAAGCUUAAAACACGCAAAGCUGACGGAACACGUGAGGAGAAGCCGAUGGAGCCCGAGGAGAAGGUCUGGGAGAUUCUCCUCAGUGCCGACAAGAAGGACUACGAGCGCAUUUGUUCGGAGUACGGCAUCAAGGACUUCCGCUAUAUGCUGAAGAAACUCACGGAAAUGAAGAAAGAGAGAGAGGAAGAGAUCGCAGAGUUUGUGACACACAUCAGUACACUGAAACACAUUGAAGUCAAUGACAACGACUGUGCAACAAUUGAGUUGGACAUGGACCUCAAGGACCCUACCAGCAAACUGUUCCUGUACAAGGACGGCGUCAUGGUUCCAUUCACCAUCGAAGACAGCGAGUCAAUGAAGCAUAACUUGAAACAAGUUGGCAAGAAAUAUGUGUUCACAAUUAAAAAUCUAGGUUCAGAAGAUGCCGGACUCUACUCGGUGGAUGUUGGGGGCAUCAAUGUGUUCUCCACAGAUUUUAAAGUGCCCGAAGUUGACUUUGCUGUCAAAAUACAAGAAGUUAAAGCAGACGAACGAGAGGACGCCCUCUUCCAAUGUGUCCUGACUGCACCGAUGAAUGAGCUCAAAUGGGUGGGCAAAACCACGCCGCUGUCAAAUAGCGAGAAAUUUCAAAUCACCGUAUCUGAAGAUAAGCUCAUCCACAAGUUGAUGGUGCGGGACUGCUUGCCUCUGGACACCGGCAUCUAUGCUGCUGUGGCAGGAAUCAAAUCCUGCAAUGCCUGGCUUGUAGUUGAAGCUGACAAGGAUCCUGCCAACAAGGGCAAGAAGGCCAUUCGCAAAACGACUAUGGCCGGAGGCGGUAAUGACGAAGAACUGAUGCAAAUAGCUAAGGAUCAACAGGAAAAGUAUCAGAAAGAAAUGGGAGAAAAAAUGGAAAUUGCCAAGAAGGCUCAAGCAGAGCGAGAAGUGGCAGAAGCAGCUGCCAAAGUGGAGGCUGAAGCAGCGAAAAAAAAGGCAGCGGCAGAAGCAAAAGCUGCGGCUAAGACGGCGGCUAAGGCAAAGAAGGAUGCAGCUGCCAGGAAGAGAAUGGAAGCCGGUGGUGCUGAUAGUAGCGGAGGCACUGGCGGAGCAGGUGGUGCAGGGGGGGCAGGGGCUGAUGGGACUGAUGGUGGUGCCGGUGGAGGAGCAGAUGGAAUUGCAGCAGGAGCUAAGAGGGGAGCUGGAGGUGGAGCCGGAGGUGGUGGGGGUGAUGGUUUGGGAGAAGAAGACUAUGAUUCAUUUGAAGAUUCUGAUUUGGAAGGAGAGGGAGAGGGAGGUGGCAAAGGAGCUAAAGGUGGCAAAGGAGUGGGAGGAGAAGGAGAAGGAGGGAGACGCAAGAAACGUGAAAGAGCUGGUCCUCUUGUUCCAGAUACAGUGAUAGAUCCAGGAGUUCACUUUCAUGCUGGGCUUUCUGACUGCAACGCCAUUAUUGGAGAAGCCGCAGAGCUGGAGUGUAAAGUGAGCAGGGAAGACUGUGUGGGAAUCUGGUACAAAGACGGGGAAGAGAUUCAAUCAUCUGAGGAUAUAACCAUUUCAAAAGAUGGAACUUUCCACAAGCUGAAAAUUCACAAAGUCACAGAGGAAUUUGCUGGAAAAUAUAGAUUUGAAGCAGAUGGACGGAAGACGGAGUCCAUGAUUGUUGUUGAAGAUCCACCGAGGUUUCCUGCUGAGGACCUGGAAGCAUUUAAAACCCCCAUAACAGUGAAAAAAGGACACAAAGCUACCUUCAAACUACCUUAUAUUGGACGGGAACCUCUAAAAGUUCAGUGGUACCUUGAUGGUGAAGAGCUUUCGGAGGAAGCAACUAUCAAGUUAGAUAACUCAGAGGGUUGCAGCCGUCUGCUUCUAACCAAGCUCCAGCGCAAGGACAGUGGGGAAGUCAAGCUCAAAAUCAAAAAUGAGUUUGGCACUGUUGAGGCCUUCACCCAACUUAUUAUACUGGAUAAGCCCACUCCUCCAUUGGGACCUCUGGAGAUCGUGGAAGCCUCCUCCUCUGCACUGGAAUUCAAGUGGAGGUCCCCGAAAGACAACGGGGGCUGCAAGAUAGGCAACUACAUCCUUGAGCGACAACAAGUUGGCCGCAACACCUGGAAGAAAGUGGGGCCAAUUGGUCCAGAGGCCAAAUACAGGGACACUGAUGUAGAUCACGGCAGGAAGUACUGCUAUCGCAUCAGAGUGGAGACUGAAAUGGGCACCAGUGAGCUGAUGGAAACCGAGGACAUUCAAGCCGGAACAAAAGCAUACCCUGGACCUCCAUCAGCACCGAAGGUUGUAACUGCCUUCAAGAACUGCAUCAACCUCUCUUGGUCUCCUCCAUCCAACACUGGAGGAACCAAUAUUCUGGGAUACAACCUUGAGAAACGCAAGAAGGGCAGCAACCUGUGGGGCCCAGUCAAUUCACUUGAUGAGAUGAUCAAAGAGAAGGGAUGUGGAGUUAAAGACGUGGUCGAGGGCGUGGAGUACGAAUUCCGUGUUUCAGCAAUCAACAACUCUGGAGCGGGUGAAUUCAGUACGCCAUCUGAGUUUGUGUUUGCCAGAGAUCCUAAAAAGCCUCCUGGUAAAGUCUUAGAGUUCAAAGUGACAGAUUCCACCUACAAAACCCUGUCCCUGUCUUGGACCAAACCCAAGGACAUUACGGGGGUUGAGGAUGAAGCCAAGGGAUAUUUUGUGGAGAUCAGGCCCGCAGAGAGCACAGAAUGGGACCGCUGCACUUCAAACGCAAUAACCAUGACUUCCUAUACAGUGAAAGGCUUGAAGUCAAUGGGCAUGUACUGGGUGAGAGCCAUAGCUACUAAUGAUGGAGGAGAGGGAAAGUCACAGGAGCUGGAUAAUUACAUCCUCGCUACGCCCCCCCCUGUGAGGCCAAGAUUCACAGAUGCCAAAAUCAAGAGUUUCAUGGUGGUGAGAGCAGGAAAUUCUGCCCGAUUCAACAUUAACUUUGAGGCCUCUCCUUGGCCCGAUGUCACCUGGCUGAAAGAUGGAUCGCCAGUUUCUAAAAAGGUGACCAUCAGCAAUACAGAGGGAACAUCCCAGCUGCUGAUUCCUUCCGCUGAGCGCUCAGAUACUGGAAUCUAUACCAUCAUUGUCAAGAACAUUGUUGCCCAGGAAUCAUUUAGCAUUGAAAUAAGAGUCACAGAUGAGCCAAAGCCACCAGGUCCUGUAGAGACUGACGAAAACGUGCCUGGCACAGUGACCAUUUCGUGGACCCCAUCACCAGAUGAGAAACGUGACGACAGGCUGCACUACAUGGUGACCAAGCGGGACUCAAGUAAAAGCACAUGGCAAACCAUUGCAGACCACAUCUUCAACAAUAGAUUCACAGUCUGCAACAUAAUGCCGGGCAGAGAAUACCAGUUCAGAGUCUACGCAAAGAAUGACAUGGGCUCCUCUGAGCACGCCGAAUCACCAAAGUGGCUGAUUGCUAGCAAAAAAGAAAAGUUCACUGUGAACAUGCCAGAAACAAAGGCAUGUGAUCUACGGUGUCCUCCUAGGUUCCUCGUCCCACUGAAAUUGCACACUGCUCCUCAAGGGUAUGAGUGCUAUAUGAGCUGUGCUAUCAAAGGGGAUCCAACACCUCAUGUCACCUGGCUCCGCAACAAUAUCAGUCUGAAUACCAACACUAACUACUUCAUCUCCAACACCUGUGGAGUCUGCUCACUACUCAUAUUGAGGGUUGGCCCUAAAGACACCGGGGAGUACACGAUUGUUGCAGAAAGCUCCAUGGGGAGGGUCGAGUGCUCCACUAAACUGAUAGUCAGAGAAUAAAUGAACACACUGAAUAUGGAAGAAUUGCUCCGAAAAUGCUUAGAGAAACCAAUUAGUUGGCAAUUCACAUAUUGUCAAAUGUAGAAUUAAUGAUUAUUUAAUGUUGCCGUGAUACUUUCCUUACAGGUCAUUAACUACUUGACUAAUUUCUAUACAGGCUGCCAUUUAUUAAUAGUUAAACUCACAAUAAAGUCUUAGAGAUGCAAAUUGUGUUGAAAUAAAAGCCACAAACUUGG
This is a messenger RNA of Cyclopterus lumpus (lumpfish), 4475 nucleotides long. RefSeq names its product immunoglobulin-like and fibronectin type III domain-containing protein 1. The coding region runs from base 1 to 4239 and encodes 1412 amino acids. Lineage: Eukaryota; Metazoa; Chordata; Actinopteri; Perciformes; Cyclopteridae. The transcript is spliced from 24 exons. Gene Ontology annotation, molecular function: protein binding. The record is from RefSeq and is a predicted model, not a curated record.